Messenger RNA from Anoplophora glabripennis (Asian longhorned beetle), 8382 nucleotides. RefSeq names its product heterogeneous nuclear ribonucleoprotein 27C (gene Hrb27C). Gene Ontology annotation, molecular function: RNA binding. The record is from RefSeq and is a predicted model, not a curated record. The coding region runs from base 88 to 1311 and encodes 407 amino acids. The transcript has 8 exons. Lineage: Eukaryota; Metazoa; Arthropoda; Insecta; Coleoptera; Cerambycidae.
UUGUAGUUUGGUAGCUUGUACGUGGUGAAUGGUGAAUGUUACCGGCUGUAAAGUAGAAGUGUUGUGAGUUUGGAUUUGCAGAAUAUUAUGCGAAUGUUGAGAUUAAAGCAAGAAAUUAUGGACGAUGAUGAGAAGGGCAAGCUCUUCGUUGGAGGGCUAUCUUGGGAAACAACCCAAGACAAUUUACAAAGGUACUUUUCAAGAUACGGUGAGGUAAUUGACUGUGUCGUCAUGAAGAAUGCAGAAUCUGGGCGCUCAAGGGGAUUCGGGUUUGUCACUUUUGCUGACCCAUCUAAUGUCAACGUUGUUUUACAAAAUGGACCACACACUUUGGAUGGCAGGACCAUAGACCCAAAGCCAUGUAAUCCACGGACAUUACAAAAACCUAAAAAGGGCGGAGGUUAUCCUAAAGUAUUCUUGGGUGGGUUACCGUCGAACGUUACAGAGACAGACCUCAGAAGCUUCUUCACUAGAUUUGGCAAAGUGAUGGAGGUGGUAAUAAUGUAUGAUCAAGAGAAGAAAAAGUCGAGAGGAUUUGGAUUCCUCUCCUUUGAAGACGAUGAGGCGGUUGAGAGAUGUGUUUCAGAACACUUUGUCAAUCUAAAUGGAAAACAGGUGGAGAUCAAGAAGGCAGAACCCCGCGAUGGUUCAGGAGGGAACAAAAUGGGUGGUGCGGAUCCGUCUUCUGCGUGGGGCCCGCCUCAGGCGCCCAUGGGGAUGAUGCAAGGUCCCAACGGACAAAUGGGAGGGCCCCCUAUGAAUUUAGGAGCCCCUAUGGGCCCGAACAUGAUGCAGAGCUAUCAGGGUUGGGGCACCUCACCCCAGCAGCAGAGUUACGCAGGAUAUGGUACCCCUUCGGGUCCUGGGUCCUAUCAAGGCUGGGGUGCUCCCCCAGCACCUCAAGGUCCGCCUCCACAAUGGGGUAAUAACUACGCUGGGCCUCCUCAACAGCAAGGAUAUGGAUCUUACGGUCCAAAUGCUGGCAGCGGCGCUGCCAGCUGGAACAGUUGGAAUAUGCCUCAGAAUACGGGCUCGACAGGUCCAUCUGGUUAUAUUGCAGGGGAUAUGUACUCCCGGGGGCAAUCCGGGCCGGGCGGCCCGGCUACUCCUAGCGCCCCGCCGAACAUGUCCUCCUCCGGCAGCAACUCCAAACCCGGUUCCGACUACUCCAGCUAUCCCAGCUAUGGAUCCUACUCGGCGGCUGAUUCCGGCUACGGUGCCCCGCCGCGCUCCUACGGCAGUGACGCUGGCUCGCAAGUCGGAGGCUACUCAUCUCAACCCCCGAACGCAGUUGGAAACGUGUUGGCUUGAUAAACAUGAAGAGAGCAGCCGGACUGGUCACUGCUACCAAACUCAAUUACUCUGAUUAGACAGACAUAUGACUCGCCGGCCAUCCACACCAUCUGUUAGCUAUCCUGACUGUUGUAUUCGGUCCGCACCGCUUGGACGGACACACUGUUGGCUUUAGAGUUUCUUUUAGUUAGUUCAGGAAUCGUAGACCUAAAAUCGCCCUCGGGCUAGGGAAGUUGUGAUGUCUUGUUCGAAUACUCUGGGAUGGUUUCUCUUGAUUACCUCACGAUAACAUGGGGAAUGCCGAAGAGCUUGCCUGAAGAAGGGACCUCGAUCAGAAGCACAAUAACGCUAUAUGCUAUUUUCUACUCAGAUCGUCAGCUUCUUUGCUGGACGUUUGCUCGAUUUCCUUUAAUUUCGCUUCUCUGGUCUUUUCUGUCAAGGUCCUCGUCCAUUUUGUGUGUUAUCUUUGGCACUCGGAGACCGCAUCGUAGAUAUUAGAGUUUGGCAUUGCUCUUUCCUCGCCCACCCUGUCAUUACUGAACUAUUAAGUAUUCCAGACACUUAUUUGUUUUUUUUUUAUAAAUAUGUAAUCUAAUAAAUAAUUGCUAGACAGACAGACAGAAGUAUGUUGACUAAUUUUAAGCACCGCUCAAGUUGUUAUUAUGGACAUAAUAUAUAUUAAAAUAGUAUAUAAAUUGAAUUUUUACCUCAUAUCUAAAUUGGAAUGUCUGCUAGGUAGCUGUUAACUUUUUAAUUAAUUUUAUUAGUAAUUUUACACUUAACAUUGUGAUUCCUACUUUAGCAAGUAAGUAUUCUUAUAUAAACUUAAGUUAAAUGCAUUUACAAUAGUUAUAAAUCUUUCGUAUAAUUUAAUUUAUUGUAUUUUUACAGAUAGUUUGAUAUCAGUCGAUUUUUUUUGUGUAAGUUCAUCGUUCUCUAGUCUGUCCUCUUGUAAAAUGAAAUUGUAGGUGGUGUAAUUGUAUAUACUAUAUAAAUGUAUUUUAUCUAAGUUAAAAUUCAGGGCCGACCAGCAGACAGUCUAAUUCUUUUAAGGAUUAAUAAGGAAUUGUUGUAAGUUAAGACCACUAUUUAAUAAAUAUUCAUAAAAUUUAUUUAUAAGUAAAUACAAUUUACUUAAUAGUGCACAACCACGUCAUAUAGGUAGUAGGAAUACGUUAAGAUCUGGCUGUACUGUACUAUGCUUAAUAUAGUGUUUUUUUAACUUUUUUAUCAUCUUUAGUUUAAUUUUUAGCUUGGACAUUUCCUCGCCUGAAAAUAAUUCACGUACGGCUCACUCCGAAGAUACAACUCUUCGAAACGAGAAAUUUUUGCAUUUUCUGUAGCAUUUAAUACCUACGAUCAAAAUUUUUAUAAAGCAUUUUUUUGGUUUCAGGGUUUAUUAAUUUCUUAAUUAGUAGUUCAAAUGUACCAUCAGUGAUGUUUGCUUUCUGAGCAGUAAUUCUUAAUUUCUUAACUAAUAGUUCAAAUGUACCAUCAGCUGUGCUUUAUAAGCAAUAGUUCAAAUGUACCAACUUGUGGCGGUAGUUUUCAACAAGUAAAAUGUGCAUCGUUUAAUUCAGGGAAAGCGUGGUGAGAAAUACGUUAAUUAUUUGCGUUGAAAGAGGUGUGGCCCGGCUAUCGAGAAGUUGAUUGUUUUCAACGUCGGCUUCCAUUCUGUAACGUCACCAGGGAAGUAGUAAAGUUCGAAAUUGCUCGAAUUAAAACAUUUUUAAGUAUUUACAUAUAUAUUACAUAUAUACUGUGUACAUUUUUUUUAUUUUACAUUUUUACUUAUUUUAUAUGAAAUUAAUUGUAUACAUAUUUAUUGAUAUAUAUUUUAGUUGCUACUUGAAAAGACUAAACCGUAAUUUAUGCUGAUAGAUUAAGGCGUACAAUUAGUUGAGUGGUUGUGAGUAACACAAAGAUAAAAAUUCUUAAUAUACAUUUAGACUUGGAUGGCGCGAUUUAGCUGUUAAUUUUCUUUGUUUUAAGCGUUAAGCGAUUGUUCAGCCCCGCCGAGGGGCGCCACACUUUUUUUGAUACUAUAAAUAGAUUAGCCAAUAUUAAGGUGAAUUCAUUUAGUAGAUAAAGAUUCUGUCUGUCUGGGCCUCAUGUGUCUAUCUAAUCAUAUAGUAAUUGAUGUUCUUUAAUCAUAUUCUUUUUUUAAUUGAGUAUGACAAUCUACAUUAAGCAAUGUUUCAUAGUAAUUUAGACAUAUAACAGAUGUUGUUUUCUAGUUUUUAAUUAUAAAUAUCUUCGGUUGACACAGACCAAUACUAGGGGUUACAUAAAUCAGUCUUAAAAAUAGAUAUAGUGGGUAAAUCUAUAAAGUAUUUAAUAAUUAAACAUGAAUUCACACGCAGAAUGUGCUGAAACUGAUCGACUAUCAAUUAGAAAAACAUUUGAAUAGCUAUUUAAUUUUUUUUAUUAAAAAAAAUGUAUUAACAAUUUUUUUCUGAAGUAGUGAAAAAAGUGCAGGCACUUCAUCCCUUUCUAACUGAAAAAGGAUAGUCACAUUCUUAAAUUUCAUGUGCUACUUUAUUUUGCUGAAGCUAUACUGAAAAGUGGUUUGAAUGUGAAUUAAACGUACAUCUUAACAUAAUGGAACACGGUUUUCUUUUAUUUUUCUCGACAAAAAGUAUUUCCGAUCUCGAUAUCGCCUGUAAGUACACGAUUUUCCAGUUACAUACUAAAUUUUCCUCCAAUGAACAAUGGGCACUCAGAGUUUCAGAAAUACUUUUUGUGACCCUUGACCCCAAAUAGUUUAUUUUAAACGACAAAAUUACAUAUCAAACCGAUAAGGAAUAGCUCUUGCCACGUGUAAAAUACACCUUUUCAUAAAUGCAUCCUCACAUUUUAAAUUGUGUGUUAUAUUAACACGGCAUACAAACUUAUAGACUGCGAAGAAGCCAUUUUUCAGUCGUGUUUUUUUUAUGUGGAAAACAAAUCGAUUAUAUGUGGCUCUAUAGCCCGUUUGUUUGGUUUGUGAGGUUCUGUCAAGUCCCACCCUUGAGCUGUGGGGUUGCCGUUCAUACAAGUACGACUAAUCCGAAUCGUCUACACAAUCGACUGGUUUCAAGUAAUACUUUCGUUUCGAGAAUGCAGUCUGCUAUCGUAGUUUCUCGUAAGAAUUGCCUUUUUUUGAGUUUCAAGUAGAAAGUGGUGUGAUUAUGGGGGAAAUACGACGGUACAAAUAUUUAUCUAGAUAACUUCACGCUUUUUCCACCGGGUCAGUUUCAAGAGUUGCAUGGUUGAAAAAUGAGGGUUUAACGACAGAUUAUUUUAUACCACAUCUAUAUACCUUCUGCUACUUUUAGUUUGGUUUAAUUUGGUGUCCCUUUCAAUUGAAAUUUUGGUUUCACGACUAUGAAUUCCACAUCUAAGAACUUAAUAUAUUUUGUCAUUGCAUUUUUGUUAUAUCAAAGAAUUUUUUCGAUAAAAAUAAUUCUACAUAAUAUAUAAAUAAGUGAGCAUUUUAUCAUUUUCAGCUAAGAAAAUAUUGCCAGUUUUUUUUUGGUGCCAGUGGUCGGUUUUUAAUGUUUAAAUUUAAGUUGAACUUUAAAUACAGUGUAAACUCUUUUUAACGAAUCUUAAGGGACCGGGGAUUUUUUUUGUUAUAUGGAGGGAAAAGGGGAAAAUAACCAAAUUUCACCAAUUACAAUAAUUUCCAAUUUCAUUAUGUACUUUGAAUAGGUAAUUAAAUUAUUCCAAACAAAAUAUUCUGUUAACUUUGCCUGACGUUUUUUACUAUGCCAAUAUUUGUUUUGUAUUUUCUCAAAUAUUUUAUGCAUGUCUUGGGAUGUAGUGGAAUCAUCUUUAUGAAAUGAUAAGAAUUUUUCAAUGAGUUUGGUGGCAUCAAGUGCUUGUUGAACAGUUGGUGAUGGUUCAUAAUCGUCCACUGAAUCAAUAAUGUCUUCAUCAGUGAGUGAAGCGCCAGGUCCUGAUCUAUAUUUUCGUAUGUUUGUAAAUCUUUGCAGAAAUGAUUCGGUUGUAUGCUGAACUGUUUAAUCCAAUCUCUCGGUGGUAGAUUGUCCUCACUACCACACUGCUCUGUUUCUACUGUGACUGUUACAUAGUUCCGCGUGACGAAAAGAAUGCUGUAUGGUCGCUGCUGUUACCUGUUUCCAGGCUUUCAAUAUGAAAUUUACUGCGUGUAGUAUAUUAAUCGAGGUCUUGCCGUCAGUUUCGAUCAGUUCCAUCAACAAUUUCCUUCUAUAGUGACCCUUUAGACUUUUAAUCACACUCUGAUCCAUCGGCUGCAAUAUAUUGGUUGUAUUUGCUGGGAAAAAUGCUAACUCUAUGUUUCGAAGAUUGGUUAUAAAAGGGUGAGCAGGGCAAUUGUCUACUAGAAGUAAGAUUUUCUGUCCCUUUAAUUCAGCAUCCCAUUUUCUAACUUCAAAGAACUGCGAUGUCAUCCAAGCCGACUUGUUUACUUUAUAUGUGACUGACAAUUGUUUUAUGUUCUUGAAACACAGGGCUUUUUGAUUUGCCUAUAACCAAGAGCUUUCUCUUUUCCGUGCCACUCCUAUUGGCAGCUACUAGAAUUGUAAUACGCUCUUUAGAGUUUUCCUCCCAUACAUUUUUCUCCUUUGAAUUUAAAAGUUUUGUCACGUGUCAUCUUGAAAAAAAGUCCUGUUUCAUCGCAUUGAAAAUGUCAUUUGGUGAGUACUUAUCCAUUAAUUUAGGCCACACAUUAUUAGUCCAGUCGUUAGUCACAUUCAUAUCGACAUCUCGCGCCUCCGUUCAGUUUACCAUAGGUGCUUAAAUUUUCCAAGCUAACCUUCUGAUGCUUUAAAGUCAGUAAUGCCUAGUUGUUCGGCAAACUUCUCAGCCUUGGCUUUAACGAUUGGCCCCGAGAUGGGUACAUUAUUCUGGCACUGAACCACAACAACAUUGCUUGAUCUAAGUCUUCGAAUUUUGGCUUCCUUAAUUUUUUAGUAGACACUCCCUGCAGUUCUGCCUGUAGAAUUGCUUUGUUUUUCCAAAUGGUAGCAACAGUAGAUGGACUGAGGCCUAAACGUCUUCCAACAUCACUUUUCUUUUCUCCCUUUUCUAUCGCACGUAUCAAACUUUUUCGUUAACACAUUAACGUUUUUCUUUUACUGGCCAUCUUGACAGUUUCAAAGUUGGUGAUAAUAGGUGCCUAGUGCGUUUAGUAAUUGAAUGCAAAAUUUCCUAGAAACAAUGUAAUCCAAGAGUAAUGGCACACGUGUUUGAGGCAAUUGGCAAUAACAAAAGCAAAGCAGUUGUUUACAACCUCGGGGUCUUUCUUAGAAAUUUCGGCACCUCAAAUAUUUAGACGGAACCUUUUGUAAGUUGAUUGUAAAAACAAUUACACUGUUAAAUACUUCUGUAAAUAUUUGCUGGCGUCUAAAUAUGAACAUAUUUCUUCGUAAUAGAGAUUGGCUGUUGCGCUAUAAAGAGUGUAUGGGUUUUGAAGCAAACCAACUAAAUUGACCUAAUUUCUAUGUUAUAGGAAGUUUUUCGUUAUAACGAACGACGUUAUAAAGAGUUUACACUAUAUUUAGUAUUUCAAGAAUGAUCAAAAUUAACGUUAAAGUUGACAUAAAAAUUAUUUUUUUAAUAAUUGAAAAAAGAGAAUUUGAAGAAUAUUAGCGAAAUUUUAAUAACCGGCUUCUUGAUCCUUCUAGCUUAGAUGCAGUUGAAUGCUGAUUGGGUUGUUCUAAAAACAGGCUGGUUUUUUUUUCUCGGGCAGUUCUUGGAAGUGGCUGGUGGAAAUAUUUUCUACCGAAUUAAUCCUAUAUAUAUAAUUUUUUUUAUUAUUGAGUAGUUAGAAGUUGGGGCGCGUUAUACUCAAUUUUGUCAUACAAAUAUAUGUAGAUGAUUCUAUUUCCAUAUAUAACAAGACUAUUUGACGUUCACUGUACACACGAAUAUAUUAAUAUACAUUUAUGGCGAAUGAAAUAGGUAUUAUUUAAAGUACUGUAGUUCUUAGAGAUUAAUACACUAAUACAAAAUAAAUCUACAAAUUAAAUAUAGAUUAUUUAUAAAUUGUAUUUUAUAUUUACAAUACCUAUUACUGAUAUAGUUAAUUGAAUUGUUAGUGUAAUUAUAAAUUUAAAUAGAGGAGUAAAAUUUAGAACAAUUCGACUGAUGUACAGAGAUACUGAAUAAGUUUUUAAAUUUAAAAUAUACAAUAAAACAUACCUUAGGGCCUUUGAUAUAGUGCAAUUCCUCAAGUGGUUUUUAUCUAGUAAAAUAGUACAUUAUGUAAGGGUAUUCUCGAUAAUUUCUAGCAUAAUUUAAAUUAAAUUAACUUAGGGGUAUGUGUUUCUCUGCAGAACACAAGACAAUUUUUAUAAAGUAUUUGUUGCUCAAAAGAUAUUAUUUUGUAUUACGUUUAACUAUAAGAAAUCCUAUGUCUACCGAUAAUGCUCUAAUUAAAGAAUUGUAUAAUUAAUAUAUGAGUGUGACCUGUAAGUGUGUAAAAUUGUUUUCUAAUUCUUAAGUCUGAUAGUUAAUUGACAAACGUGUUAUUUAAUAUUAAGUAAACGUUAUAAUCACAUAACUUGUCCCUCCUUUAACUUCCUCAUUCCUUUACGUCGACUAAUGUUAUCCUCUACCACCGUUCGGAAGCGGCCUAGAAAUGUCCAGCCAACGACGAACUGCAAAGUUGCCCCUUUCAAAACAUUUGUUUUCGUGAACGACUAAAAAAAAAAACUGUCGGAAACUGAAAUAAACGUUUUGAAAAAGGAACCGUUACAGCUCAUUUAGUACCCGCUGGAUUUUCAGGCCCGAUCCGUACGACCUGCUUCAUAGAUUUGUAUGUAUUUUCACCUGUUGCAAGCAAUCUUCAUGAUCAAUAAGCCUGUUAAAAGUAUUGUAAAGGUUGUCGAGGUCGUCGAUUUAGUAGUAAUUGUUAAUAUAUACAGAGACCUGUUUUAAGAAUUAUAUAUAAAUAUAUAUAUAUAUAAAUAUAUUAGUAGUGCAUUUGUAACGGGAUAGUUGAUAUUUGAAUAUAUUUAGCCUCCUAUAAGAUGUCUUAGUUUAUCAGAAUACUUACAAAACAAUGUACCUAUCACCAUUAUCUCUGAUUUAUGAUAAUGAGAAAUAUAAAUCUGUGAAAAA